Empidonax traillii (willow flycatcher) is the source of this 4708-nucleotide messenger RNA. It is a transcript of the gene GLDC, whose product is annotated as glycine decarboxylase. NCBI's taxonomy places the organism in Eukaryota, Metazoa, Chordata, Aves, Passeriformes, Tyrannidae. Gene Ontology annotation, biological process: glycine decarboxylation via glycine cleavage system. The transcript is spliced from 25 exons. Gene Ontology annotation, cellular component: mitochondrion; glycine cleavage complex. Gene Ontology annotation, molecular function: pyridoxal phosphate binding; glycine binding; glycine dehydrogenase (decarboxylating) activity. The record is from RefSeq and is a predicted model, not a curated record. The coding region runs from base 72 to 3092 and encodes 1006 amino acids.
GGGGCCGCUCCGCACCGCCCCCCGCACACAAGUGCAGUGCCCGGCGGCGGUGGGGGCUGCGCGGCGGGGCCAUGCAGAGCUGCGGGCGCUUCUGGGGGCGGCUGGCGGCCCGCGGGGCCACGGGGCACCUGCGGGCGGCGGCGGGGGGGCAGCGGCGCUGGGGCGGCGGUGAGGCGGCGCGGUGCAUCGAGCAGCUCCUGCCGCGGCACGAUGACUUCUCCCGGCGGCACAUCGGGCCGCGGGAGCAGGAGAAGAGGGAGAUGCUGCAGACCGUCGGGGUGCAGAGCGUCGAGGAGCUGAUGGACAAAACCAUUCCGGCCAGCAUCCGGCUCCGGAGGCCGCUGAGGAUGGAUGACCACGUCUGUGAAAAUGAAGUCCUUGAAACUUUAUACAAUAUUGCAAGCAAGAACAAGAUAUGGCGGUCUUACAUAGGCAUGGGUUAUUACAACUGCUCAGUGCCUCAGCCCAUUGCACGGAAUUUGUUGGAGAAUGCAGGAUGGGUUACCCAGUAUACUCCUUACCAACCUGAGGUAUCCCAGGGCAGGCUGGAAAGCCUGCUAAAUUACCAGACUAUGGUGUGUGAUAUCACAGGAAUGGAUGUGGCUAAUGCAUCUUUGCUGGAUGAGGGGACAGCUGCUGCAGAAGCUAUGCAGUUAUGUCACAGACACAACAAAAGAAGGAAGUUCUAUGUAGAUGCCCGAUGCCACCCUCAAACUAUAGCAGUGGUUCAAACCAGAGCAAAUUAUACGGGUGUUAUUACUGAGCUCAAAUUACCCCACGAGAUGGAUUUCAGUGGAAAGGAUGUCAGUGGAGUGUUAUUUCAGUAUCCGGAUACUGAAGGGAAGAUUGAAGACUUCUCUGAACUUGUUGAAAGAGCUCAUCAAAAUGGGACUCUCGCCUGCUGUGCUACUGACCUUCUGGCUCUCUGUAUUCUGAAGCCUCCUGGAGAGUUUGGGGUGGAUGUUGUCCUGGGUAACUCCCAGAGGUUUGGUGUGCCACUGUGCUAUGGGGGACCCCACGCAGCGUUCUUUGCUGUCAAGGAGAAUCUAGUGAGAAUGAUGCCAGGCAGGAUGGUGGGUGUUACAAGAGAUGCAAGUGGAAAGGAAGUGUACCGACUUGCUUUGCAAACACGCGAGCAGCAUAUCAGGAGGGAUAAAGCUACCAGCAACAUCUGCACAGCACAGGCUCUUCUGGCCAAUAUGUCAGCCAUGUUCGGUAUAUACCAUGGGUCUGAUGGAUUAAGACAUAUUGCGCGACGGGUACACAAUGCUACUCUAAUCUUGGCUGAAGGUCUCAGACGAGCUGGUCAUAAACUACAUCAUGAUAUGUUCUUUGAUACCUUGACAAUCACAUGUGGAUGCUCAGUCAAAGAGGUUUUGGACAGGGCAGCUCUUAGAAAGAUAAACUUUCGAAUUUAUAGUGAUGGCAGACUUGGAGUAUCACUUGAUGAAACUGUAAAUGAGAAAGACUUAGAUGACAUAUUAUGGAUUUUUGGUUGUGAAUCUUCUUCUGAGCUGAUUGCUGAGGGUAUGGGCGAGGAAACCAAAGGCAUCCUCAGCACCCAAUUUAAGAGAACUUCAAAAUUUUUGACGCACCAGGUUUUCAACAGCUAUCACUCUGAGACAAAUAUCGUGCGGUACAUGAAAAGAUUAGAAAACAAAGAUAUUUCCCUUGUUCACAGCAUGAUUCCUUUGGGAUCCUGCACAAUGAAGCUCAAUAGUUCAGCUGAACUUGCACCUAUUUCAUGGAGAGAGUUUGCCAACAUCCACCCUUUUGUGCCCCUGGAUCAAGCUCAAGGGUAUCAGCAGCUUUUCAAGGAUUUAGAGAAAGACCUGUGUGAGAUUACUGGCUAUGACAAAAUAUCCUUCCAACCAAAUAGUGGAGCCCAAGGAGAGUAUGCAGGCUUGGCUGCAAUCAAGGCUUAUUUAAAUGCUAAAGGAGAACGUCAUAGAACUGUGUGCCUUAUUCCUAAAUCUGCUCAUGGUACAAAUCCAGCAAGUGCACAAAUGGCAGGGAUGAAGAUUCAGCCAAUUGAAGUGGAUAAAAAUGGGAGCAUUGAUAUCUCCCAUUUAAAAGCAAUGGUGGACAAGCACAAAGAGAACUUGGCAGCCAUCAUGAUCACAUACCCUUCUACCAAUGGUGUGUUUGAAGAGGAGAUUGGAGAUGUGUGUGACCUCAUUCACAAACACGGAGGACAGGUUUACUUAGAUGGAGCAAAUAUGAAUGCUCAGGUGGGUCUGUGUCGUCCUGGAGACUACGGCUCUGAUGUCUCUCACUUAAAUCUUCACAAAACCUUUUGCAUUCCCCAUGGAGGAGGAGGGCCUGGAAUGGGACCAAUUGGAGUGAAGAAACAUUUGGCUCCCUACUUGCCUACCCACCCUGUCAUCAAAAUACAGCCGGAUAAGGAUGCAUGUUCUUUGGGUACUGUCAGUGCUGCACCUUGGGGUUCCAGUGCUAUAUUGCCAAUUUCCUGGGUGUAUAUCAAGACAAUGGGAGCAAAGGGUCUGAAGCAUGCUUCUGAGAUUGCUAUACUGAAUGCAAACUACAUGGCAAAGAGACUAGAGAAGCACUACAAAAUCCUUUUCAGAGGAGCAAAAGGUUAUGUAGCCCAUGAAUUCAUUUUGGAUACAAGACCUUUCAAAAAAACAGCAAACAUUGAAGCUGUAGAUCUUGCUAAGAGGCUUCAGGAUUAUGGUUUUCAUGCUCCAACCAUGUCCUGGCCAGUGGCAGGGACACUUAUGAUUGAACCAACAGAGUCUGAAGACAAAGGAGAACUAGACAGAUUUUGUGAUGCAAUGAUCAGUAUUCGGCAAGAAAUUGCUGAAAUAGAGGCAGGCAGGAUGGACCCCCAAAUUAACCCACUAAAGAUGUCACCACAUACUCUGAACUGUGUCACUUCUUCCAAGUGGGAUCGUCCCUAUUCCAGAGAAAUGGCAGCAUUCCCACUGCCAUUUGUGAAGCCUGAAAGCAAGUUUUGGCCCACAAUUGCUCGCAUUGAUGAUAUAUAUGGGGAUCAACAUCUGGUUUGUACCUGCCCACCAAUGGAAGCCUAUGAAUCUCCAUUUUCUGAACAGAAGAGAGCAUCUUCUUAAGACUGCUUCCAGCUGCCUGCAUUUCUGACUCCAUCAGGAUGGCCUUUUCCUGAUUUCCUGGGGAUAUGUAUACUGUGUAUAUUUUGGAUAAUCACCAUGUUUGUUAAUUGAAUCACUGCGCAGUUCAAAUGUAAAUACAAUCAGUAUGUUAGGAGUAAACAAAAUGUGACUGUUUCUCAGCAGUUGAUGUUGAAGUUACCUUGAUUCAGCCUUUUGUCUGUUUAGUGCUAAAGUUUUAACAAUUAAUAUCCAAUUUGCAAAGUGGCAUGGAAGAUAGGGUUUUAAAAGUAGAAAAGAUGCAGAUACAUAGGGCAAUACUAAUGAACAUUAACUGCAGCAGUAAUUGUUUACAUUUUGUAAAAAAAUGAUGAAGUAGGUUUUUAAUUUACUUCACGUAUUACUACUAGCAUUGCAAGUGUUAGUAUUUCAUACUGAUUUUUUUAUCUACCAGUAUUAGUAGUCUAAUAAAACUAGUAAGAAUUUUAAGUGUUGUCAUGUUUUGGAUGUGAACUUUUCAGCUGGAUUUGUCCAGCAGAGCAAUAUGAAAUUAUGAAGCUUAAGUUCUUAUUUGUAAGAAUUGCCACAGCAGUAACAGCUUCUACACAAAGGAAAACAGAAAGAUUAUUAUUGCAACAAAUCAGAGAUUAUUAUUUCAACAAAUCUCUGAUUUUUUCAAUGGUCUAGAAUGAUCCAUUUUACCAAGCAGUAACAAACAUAAUAUUUUUCUGUAUCACAUCAAUUUUUCCGUGUAGUUCCAUGUAGUCCUUUCUUAUUCUGGAGAAGGCAUGAAAGAUCUUGUUAAACAGCCUGUAAACUGCUUAGUAUGACAGAUCUUGGGUAACACAAAGCAGGAAUUUUGGUAGAUGAGGAAACAGAUACUGGGAUAACAUUUGGACUGUGGAAAGGAAGGCACAGUUUUGCACCUUACAACCAUGCACUACUCAACCUCUUCUUGAAGGUCCACAUGCAUUCACGCCUGGGAACUCUUUCUGAAGUGACACAAACGAAGCUCGUGUUCACAGCACUGCUGAAAGUGCUGUGCUUUUGUGUCCUUUACAGUGAAAGUUUGGGGACUGCAACUUAUGCAUUACCUACCUACCCUAUGACUUUAAUUAGACAAAGACUGCAGAUGACAAGAAGGUUUAGGAAGAUAAGGCCAGAUACCAGUUUUGAUAUGAAAAGCUGCACCUACAUCCUACACCACCUCAAUACAUAGUGAAGAAAAUCAGAAUUUUAUACCCAAAAAUUUACUACUGAAAAGGGCGUCUUUCCGUAUAUACUGAUAUAGCACUAAGGACAUAAAAAAUCAUGAAAAAAACACUGCAAACUUGUAAUGUGAGGAAAGGACAGUCUUUCUCUGUUGCCAGUCUAACUACACAGUUUUGUCAAGCUACUUCAGUAUUUGCUAAAAGCAGUUUCAUGUUGCUCGAUUACGCCUGCCAUUGGAAAAGAUAUACGAAAAACUUGGUUUACAUAUUUUUGUAUCAAGCAGAUGAUAACUUCCCAUUGUUGACCUCAAACUGACAAAUUUAUCUCAUCAAUUAAUUGGUAAAAACUAUCAAAUGGAAAACAAAGCACUAAAAUAUUUCACAACACUUCAACUAAAAAGUGACAAG